GGCCGGGGCUGAGCGGCUCAGUGUAGAUCCUGCAGUCUGAGGAGGAACUUUCUCUGCUGGAUGGAGCUUCAGGAGAUGACUGCUGCCAGCUUAUGAGGCGAAGGAAGACUUGUGGAAGACUUGUGGAAGGUAGUAGAAGACUGCAGAACUUCACAAAGUCGUAUUGAAUCCCUUGAACAUUAGCUGAAACAGCUUUUCCCAACUUUGUCUCAGAAUGGGACUCUUCAAGUUUCUACUUUUGCUUUCUAUAAGCAGCUGCCUCUGCCAGAAGGACUGCACUGGAGUGGAUUGCCCUGAUCUUAAGAACUGCAUUGAUGAAGUUCUAGAAAACGGCGCCUGUUGUGCCACUUGCAUGCAAACUGGCUGCAUGUGCGAAGGCUACCAGUACUACGACUGUGUGAACGCCGGCUUCAGAAAAGGAAAAGUACCAGAAGGAGAGUCUUACUUUGUGGAUUUUGGAAGUACAGAAUGCUCUUGCCCAAAAGGCGGCGGACGGAUCAGUUGCCAUUUCAUCCCUUGUCCAGAACUUCCGGCCAAUUGCAUCGACGUUUCAGAGCCUGCGGACGGGUGUAGUCAAUGCGAACGGAUCGGUUGCGUCUACGAAGAGCAGAAGUACGAAGCUGGCCAUUCUUUCCACAUGGACCCUUGCCAGGUCUGCCAUUGCCCCAACGAUGGCGGAAAUUUAAUGUGCUACCCGAUCCCAGAUUGCGACCGGAGGAAGGUUCACAAGCCAAUGCUGGCGACUACAACUGAGGAGAACCUUCCGCGGAGGCGCCACAAUGAACCCAUCCGGAAUAUCUUCAACGCUCAUGGCUCGAGAGCUUCGUUCUCCAAACCUUUCCCAGUGUCUCACAGAGACAACCUGCCUCCUUUUAAACUGAACCCUCGCCCAAGCCAAAUCGAACGAGUAGAAGAAAAAGCAAAAGCAGAAAAAGUUGCAGAAGACGUGGAAGACAUAGAGGAAGAAGACUAUGACUACCCUACUACUACUUCUUCAGACUCCUUGGAGCCUUCUUUAGAGCCUGACCUUGCCUCUUCUACUACAGACCCAACCAUUAUCUCAGGUUCUUAUCCUGAGAAUGUUACAGCCCAUCAAACCAUCCAUAGAGGCGCCAAGCAGGAGCUCAAGGAGAGAUUAGGCUUUCAUGAAGCGACUACUGAGAGACCAUGGUUUCCUUUACACAAGAACGAUAGGACAGAGAAAGAAGAGGCAAGAAAGAGAACUUCUCACAAAAAAGACAUUUCAAACUCUCACCCUGAGAUCGAUACCUUAAAGAUUUCCAAAGAUGACUCUUUGGAAGGAGGCAAGUUGAAAUUCCCUGAAGAAAGUCCAAACGAAGAGAACUUUCCCAUCUACAGAGAACCCACGUACGAAGAACAGUUUUCUAUUGACAGGGAAAGAAGCUCAGAAAGGCAAAGUUUUGGUCUUUACAAAGACAACGUCAGCGAGGAGACUACGCCACUUGAGGAAGGCAAUCUUGAUAGCGAAGGACAGCUUGUCGCUCCUACAGAACCAACGGUUGGUGAGAUGUUUGACCUCUACGAGGAUACAACUUACAGUGAAGCAAUAACCGAUUCAACAACGGUUGAGGAAACCACUACAUUAUCACCUCAACUUCUAGAAAAAGAGGUACAACCAGAGAUCACGACAACAUCGCAACCUCUUAUCAGCACUAGCACUCUUCAAAGUCAACCAACCACACCAGAAGAUUGGGAGAUUUACACCAGAGAGAUUGAAGAAGACGCUCUAUCAAAAGAAGAGGUCAAAAAUGAGGAAAAUUUCCUGAUCAUAAGUAAUGUGACAGAUGUUGGUAAAGAUAGUAAACCAGAUGAAAACAGUAUCCUAAACUCAUUCAGAGACAUUCAGAAGAGCAUCUCAGCAUCUCCAGUGACAACUUCAGGAAUUGUUUCAGAACAGGACAGAGCAGAACCUGAGAUCACUACGGUUCCAUUCGAGAGAUUGAGCCCCACCAGCUCACCGUCCUUGAAAGCAAAGGUGGACAAAGAUGGACAAUCAGAAGUCAAACAGUCGCAAAGCCUGUUUGAUAACGUUGAUUUAAGGGAGGAAGCUGGAGAGGAAGAGAGAGAAGAAAGAGAAAACACUCUCAGUUCCUUCCCAAAGGGUGAGUAA
Astyanax mexicanus (Mexican tetra) is the source of this 2131-nucleotide messenger RNA. RefSeq lists its product as uncharacterized. The record is from RefSeq and is a predicted model, not a curated record. NCBI's taxonomy places the organism in Eukaryota, Metazoa, Chordata, Actinopteri, Characiformes, Acestrorhamphidae. Bases 215 to 2131 code for a protein of 638 amino acids. The transcript is spliced from 2 exons.